Molecule: messenger RNA, 5232 nt
Organism: Alosa sapidissima (American shad)
Lineage: Eukaryota; Metazoa; Chordata; Actinopteri; Clupeiformes; Clupeidae
Product: integrin alpha-5-like
Exons: 30
Coding region: 162-3350 (1062 amino acids)
Biological process (GO): cell adhesion mediated by integrin; cell-matrix adhesion; integrin-mediated signaling pathway
Cellular component (GO): external side of plasma membrane; integrin complex
Molecular function (GO): integrin binding
Source: RefSeq, a predicted model, not a curated record
GGGGAAGGGGAUGCGCUCGCUAGUGGAAAGAGAGUGGAGGUCACAGAUUUAGGUUGACUUACCCAAUCAUGCAGAAAUCUCCACCAUCAACAACUGGACAAAUCCUGGAUGCUGUGCUUUUGCCAUAAACUUUCUUAAUAUUACUACUGCAGAAUACAGAGAUGGGCUCGACGAGAAAACUCAGCAAGGGCUCAGCAAAGUUUCCCUCACCGAUACGAUUUCCAAAGUUUCGACUGUGCGCGUCUUUCAUUGUAUGGAUAACGGCUCUGGCGUCGGUCUGCGCGGGGUUUAACCUGGAUGUGGAGAACCGUGUGGUAUACACUGGACCAAAGGGCAGCUACUUUGGCUACUCUGUAGAAUUCUACGUUGACAGCUCAUCAAGUGUCAGCAUCCUAGUUGGUGCACCGAAAGCCAACACCAGCCAACCAGAUGUUAUAGAGGGCGGGUCUGUGUUCUUCUGUCCCUGGAGACAUGACCAAUCAAAGUGCAGUGUUCUUGAAUUUGACAGUGAAGGAGAUCGGAGUUUCAACGACAUCAACAACAGAGACCUCAAGGUGGAAUUCAAAUCCCACCAAUGGUUUGGGGCAACAGUACGCUCCCAUGGCGACAACGUCCUGGCCUGCGCUCCAAGGUACUAUUGGAGAACGGAGCAUGACAUUCCUUUUUCAGACGCCACCGGAACCUGCUACCUGUCUGUGAACAACUUCACAAAAACAGUUGAAUACGCCCCCUGUCGAACAGAGAGACACGGUCCUGCCGGCCAGGGCUACUGCCAAGGGGGGUUCAGUGCUGACUUCACUCAGGAUGGGAAAGUUGUUCUUGGGGGACCCGGAAGUUUCUAUUGGCAAGGCCAGUUGAUCACAGCCACUACAGAGGAAAUAGUGAAGGCCUUCUAUCCGUCCUACUUCCUGCUGUCAGUGGCCGGGCAGGUGCAGACCAGGCAGGUGCAGAGCAGCUAUGAUGACAGCUACCUCGGUUACUCUGUGGCUGUUGGAGAGUUCAGUGGAGAUGAUACUGAAGAUUUUGUAACAGGGGUCCCCAAAGGAGUCAUGCUGUAUGGUUUAGUAUCUUUACUAAAUGGAACCAAUCUACAGUCCAUGCUGAACUUCACCGGUGAACAGAUGGGCUCGUACUUCGGAUAUGCAGUGGCAACAGCAGAUAUCAACAAUGACGGGCUGGUGGAUCUGCUGGUGGGGGCGCCUCUCUUCAUGUUCCACCGUCCUGGUGGUCACCUGGAGGAGGUGGGCCGCGUCUACGUCUACCUGCAGACGGCUCCACUGUUCUUCAAGCCUGCGCCGCAGCUGAGCGGCACACACACCUACGGCUGGUUCGGAGCCUCCUUCGCCCCCCUCGGGGACCUGGACCAGGACGGCUACAAUGAUGUAGCCAUUGGCUGCCCCUUUGGUGGGGAGGAUGGGCAAGGCCAGGUCCUCAUCUACAACGGACAAACAGCUGGAUUAAGCGACACACCUUCUCAGGUGCUGACUGGCCAAUGGGCUACCGGUGUGCUUCCCACAGGGUUUGGUUACUCCAUCCAAGGAAGCAAAGAUCUGGAUGAGAAUGGUUAUCCAGAUCUUCUUGUUGGAGCCUUUGGAGCAGACAAGGCAGUUUUGUACAGGGCCAGACCCAUUGUAAAUGCCUCUGCUACUUUGGUAGUGCAGCCUACAAUGAUCAACCCAGAAGAAAAGAACUGCAUAGUGACCAAUGAGAAUGGAACCAUCCCUUCAUCGUGUGUGAGUUUGAAUUUCUGCCUCUCUGCCGAUGGAAAGCACCUCCCCGCUGAUUUGGCCUUCGUGGUGGAGCUGCAGCUGGACAGUGUGAAGCAGACACAGAGAGGGCUGGUGAGGAGGGCUCUCUUCCUGCACUCCCAGAAGCCCUCUUACAUCCAGAGGCUCUCGCUGGCCAACGGAGAACCCCUGUGCCAAGACACCAAGAUCUACCUGCGCGGUGAGAAGGAGUUCCGGGACAAGCUGACCCCCAUAGUGAUCAGCCUGAGCUUCUCUCUGGAUCCCCAGGCUGCUGUGGACUCCCAUGGCCUGCAGCCCAUCCUCAACUACCAGACCACACAGCUCAUUCAUCAAAAGGCUCAGAUUCAACUCGACUGCGGAGACGACAACAUCUGUGUGCCGGAUCUGAAGUUGACUGUUAGGGGGGAUCGAGAGGAGGUGUAUCUGGGGGAUGAAAAUGUCUUGACUCUGACGUUUAAUGCUGUGAACGAGGGUGAAGGUGGGGCUUAUGAAGCAGACCUGUAUGUGCUCCUCCCACCAGAGGCUGACUACAGUGGCAUCGCCAGAAACAACCAUUCGCUAACCCAGCUGACCUGUAGUUAUGCAGCAGUGAAUGAUACGCGUUUUGUCAGCUGUGAUCUGGGAAACCCUAUGAAGUCUGGAACAAGUUUGUGGGCCGGUCUUCGUUUCACAGUGCCAAGAGUCCAGGACACACAGAGAACUGUCCAGUUUGACCUGCAGAUCCGUAGUAAAAAUGAGAACAACUCCCACAGCGAGGUCGUCUCGUACUCUCUUGAGGUAGCCGUUAUGGCAGACGUCAUCCUUCAAGGUGUGUCCCGUCCAGAUAAACUUCUGUUUCCUCCUGCUGACUGGAGACCGACCAACAGGUGGAUGGAGGAGGACAUCGGCCCCCAGAUGCUGCAUGUUUACGAGUUGUUGAAUAAUGGUCCCAGCACGCUGAGUGUGUCUACGCUGGAGCUGCGGUGUCCUCGUCAGGUGGAAGGUCACCGCCUGGUCUAUCCUCUGGAGGUCAGCACCGAGGGCCCCCUCAACUGCAGCACUAAAAACAUCAUCAACCCCCUGAGGGUCAAGCUCCAGCCGAGCCCGUCGGAGGAGCCCCCUGCGCUAGCGUCUGGCUCCAGUCAGGCCAGGCAGAGCAGAGAGCUACCCAGGGACCAGCUCUCACAGCUCAGCAACCUGUCCUGCUGGACAGUCCAGUGCUGGAGGCUGCAGUGUAGCGUGGGGGUGCUGCCCAGGGGGAAGAGCGUCAUCCUGAAAGUGAGGUCUCGAGUUAGCGCUGAGACCUUCAUAGAGAGAGCUUAUAAGCAGUACCUGCUGGAGUGCAUGGUGGAGUACAGAGUGGAAAAGAUGCCUUAUUCCAUACUGCCCAAGGAGUACCCAAAUGGAUCCACCAAAGUCGUGACCCCAAUAGUGUGGGCUAAUCCAGAGAACCCGUAUGCUGUGCCCCUGUGGAUAAUCAUUCUGGCUAUACUGGCUGGACUGCUACUGCUUGCACUAGUCAUCUACAUUUUAUACAAGCUGGGUUUCUUCAAGCGAUCUGACCCUUAUGGCACAGCCAUGGAGAAGGCACAACUCAAGCCCCAGGCUUCAUCAGAGGCCUAACCAAAACCACUGAUCCCAGCUGGUCCGGGUUGCACUUCGAAACAGCAGGCAAGAAGCAGUAUCCAAGUUCCAUGAGGGAAAGUAAGAACCUGUGUCUGAUGAAACAGGAUGCCAGAUGGAUGGCAUUUUGAUGCAGGCGUGACUGCUAUGUUUGUCAUUUGACUAAAACCCCUGCCACAGAACAGUCUGCAUCAGCCUAUGGGUUAGGCAGGGGGCGUCAAGCUACGUACUUUUACAGAACUGGACUCUUCAGAGCCUCUCCCCCACAGCAUCACUACAACCUCAGUGGCAUGUCAAACAAGUUAAGUUGAUUUAAACUAAGAAGAGUGAUAUCUGGCAACCCCAAUGGAAGCACUGAUUUAGUUGUCCUCGGAAAGGCACAUUUUUUCAUGAAACCUGGAAGGGCUCUUCACAAAAAGUAAAUCACAAGCACAGCUAAAUUAUUUAUAUGGAGGGCUUUAUUGCCUGUGGAUGUUUGUUAUCUGUCUCAUUUGUCUGUUUCAGUACAACUGGAAGGGUAAUCUGGCCAGUUAUUACCUGUGGUUUUCACGUCCAAGUUUUAUUAAAUCUCAAGCCCUAUGUACUUUUCACUUUGGACAGUAGUUGUUGUCAAAAGCUGAGCUCUGACAAACUUUGUUCAAAUUCUGAAGAGCAGACCUAUAGCAUCCACUUAGUCAAAUGUAUGCUAUUGUAGUCAUGAAGCCAAAGAAUCAAGUUUGUGUGUUUUGACAAACGAGAGAGAGAGCUAAGAUGAUGGAGCAUUGGAACUUGCUGAUAGGACCAAAGCAUUCUUUGUCCCAACAUUUACCCCUCUCCUAUUUAGAUAGUCACACACAGCUGCAGGUUUUGCAGGUCUUGUUUUCACUACCUUGAAUGCCCUAGUGCUGCCAGUGGAGUUCAGGGUUGGCAGAAGGGAAAAAGUGAACACUAGUCUGCCUAAAGCUCUCUGUUUUUUAUUACUAAGACAAAAUUCACCUUGUGGCCUUGCAUACUUUGCAUAUAUAUGUUGGAACACUCUGUGUCAGGCAGAAACACACAUCAGCUGUUUUCAACUGUCACAUGCUCUCCACAUAUCCUGUCUCCAGUCUAAAGGUUGUCCCAGCGGCCUGCUUUUCAGUUGCAUGGGUUCUCAUAUGUCCAGGGAAGACUGCAAUAUUCACAUCCAGUCCAAGUGGUCCUCAGGUCUUGAAAAAAAAAAAACAUUACCCAUGCACCCAUUUUUUUAUACAUAUGAAUCAUUUCACCUAUGGUAGAGCUAGAUCAGUGUUUUUAAUGCUCUAUUUUUACACAAACACACCUUCAUAUAUACUUAUGUUUGGAUCUACUUGAAUAUCCUACUACUCAUGAGUACUGUAUGUAUUUUAAUCUGCUUAAAAUCUGUGUAAUAAAAUACGAUACCAAAAAAGACUAGGCACAAAUGUUUAUAUUAAUUACAUUUCAGACAAUGAUAUGCACAUAGAGUACAUAUUACAGAAUGUAUUCUAGAUAAGCUACCAGUUUUUUUAGAGCAGGGAAUUGAGACUUGGAUCCGACAAAUUUCCAUUUUGCCUUUUAAACGAAAAUGACCUUCAGUCGUGGCAAUUUGUGUUCAAAAAGCCAUAUAAUGAAUGUUCAACCUACAGCCCUUUGAAUUCCUUACUUUUAGCUCAUAUAAUAUGUGUGGGUAUGUAUUUAAAAUUAUGUUUUUGACUGCAAUAUCUACAUGUAAUCUUGUUUAUGAAACAAUCCUUGUGUCUUUUUCCUGGUCCUUUCUGAGUUGUACAUUUGUGGAAAAUAUUUUAAUAUACAUUAAAAAUGUGUCAUUGUUUUGUUGAAGAAAAUAUUAUUUUCCCAUAUUGGGAGAAAAUAAUGUGUUAAUUUUGUUGUAUGUUGCUGUUUUGAA